This is a messenger RNA of Macrosteles quadrilineatus (aster leafhopper), 573 nucleotides long. RefSeq names its product sentrin-specific protease 1-like. The record is from RefSeq and is a predicted model, not a curated record. Gene Ontology annotation, biological process: protein desumoylation. The transcript has a single exon. The coding region runs from base 1 to 573 and encodes 190 amino acids. Gene Ontology annotation, molecular function: deSUMOylase activity. NCBI's taxonomy places the organism in Eukaryota, Metazoa, Arthropoda, Insecta, Hemiptera, Cicadellidae. Gene Ontology annotation, cellular component: nucleus.
AUGGCUACUAACAAACCCUCACCUCUCAUCCCGCUUGUGCACAAGAAUGACCUGAAGUGCCUUUCACCUGGAUCCCGCCUCUCAGAUGCCGUCAUAAAUCCAUACAUCAAAUUACUAGAACAGCGGACCGACAUCCCCGAGUGGAAAGUGCUGGGCCUUGACACCUUCUUUUAUCCCUGUUUAGCGAGGGGUCGUCAGGAUAUAGCUAGACGAAGAUUCAAGGUUCUGAACCCGUUUGAAUACGACACCAUCAUCAUCCCAAUCUUCGUAGAAGAGAAAGAACACUGGGCUCUGGCCGCAGUCUUCCCGAAGGAAAACCGGAUACAGUCGUACGACUCCCUGGGAUUCUCUCAUAAAAAGGGACUCUAUCAAAUAUUUGAAGCAUUUAAGAAAGAAGCAGCAAGCAGGGAAUUAGAGUUUUGCCCCUCCGCCUGGCAUAUUCAAGACACAUCAGGCACUUGCCCUCGUCAGGUAGGCGACACCGACUGCGGGGUCUUUGUUUUGUGGUUCGCCGAAAGGCUUGCCCGAGGAGAUGAAGUCAUAAGAAUCCCGAGAUUCAAUCCCAACACUUGA